Molecule: messenger RNA, 1208 nt
Organism: Sciurus carolinensis (gray squirrel)
Lineage: Eukaryota; Metazoa; Chordata; Mammalia; Rodentia; Sciuridae
Gene: Spmap2
Product: theg spermatid protein
Exons: 8
Coding region: 1-1095 (364 amino acids)
Biological process (GO): spermatogenesis
Source: RefSeq, a predicted model, not a curated record
AUGGGGGAGCACUGGCGCGGUUCGCUCAACGGCCAGCGCAGCUCCGUGGCAGGACCAGGAGAAGAGCCCAGCAAUGUUGCCCUCGAGAGUUUGCGACUGCUGGAGCCCAGUCCCCAAGGUCCUCAGGAGGCCGAGCUGGGCUUCCAAGACCCUGAGGAGGAGAUUCCCCCCGAGGAGAUGGCUGGCAAUGAGCUCCUGGAGGCCUCCGGGCCAGCAGAGUCCCUGGACCUCGAGGAGGACGUCCCUGAGAUGAGCCGGCUGUCUAUCACUGAGGAGACCCCCAGCGUCUCCACGGCCAGGGGCAGGAGGCGGCAGCGGCGGCGGCUCCUGGAGUUGGCCAAGCCCAAGACCAACUGGCAGGGAUCCAGGGACAGGAGGGGGUGCUGCUGUGAGGGCUAUGCCUGGAUUUCCCCACGCAAGACCAUCCUGCAGUUCUGCCUCUUCUGGCCCUCCGUGUACUGGACCGAGCGCUUUCUCAAGGACACCACUCUGGCCAUCACCGUGCCUGUGGUGUCCCGCCGGGUGGAGGAGCUGGCCCGGCCUAGGAGGUUCUACCUGGAAUGCUACAACGACAACCGGACCACGCCCAUGUGGCCCAUCCCUCGGUCCACCCUGGAGUACCAAAGCUCUAGCCGCCUGAAGAGGCUGGCUGUCCCCAAGAUCCGGAACAACAUUUGGAGCAUACACAUGUCUGAGGUAUCCCGAGUAUCCAGGGCAGCCCAGAUGGCAGUCCCCAGCCCACGGACCCUCCGACUGGCAAAGCCCCGGGGCCCAGCCACCAUGUUGGAAGAGUGGGACCCCAUGCCAAAACCUAAACCCCACGUGUCAGACUACAACCGCCUCCUUCAACUGGCCAUGCCCAAGGCCCAGUCAGACAAGUGCGUUCCUGACCGCGAUCCCCGCUGGGAAGUGCUGGACGGCACCAAGAAGGCGGUGGCCAGUCCACGGGUGGUCUUCCUAGCCAAGCCCAGGGUGCGCAAGGAUCUCAAUGAGGACUACGACCCCUACCGCAUCUCCCCGGCCUCGCUGGUGGCACAGGCGUCCCCGCGCCUGUACGAGCUCGCCACCCCGAAGAGCAUCACCAAGAAAGUGUGACCAGGUCUGCCCGGGCUCCAGUAAACACCAAGAGCAACCCGUGUGCACUGAGCUUCUUGCUGGGUGGGCGCGCGCCUCCCCGGGAGCAAUAAUAAUGUGUAUUUUUGCAUGUG